Molecule: messenger RNA, 306 nt
Organism: Ustilago hordei
Lineage: Eukaryota; Fungi; Basidiomycota; Ustilaginomycetes; Ustilaginales; Ustilaginaceae
Product: putative ubiquinol-cytochrome c reductase complex 11 kda protein
Exons: 3
Coding region: 1-306 (101 amino acids)
Biological process (GO): mitochondrial electron transport, ubiquinol to cytochrome c
Source: RefSeq, a predicted model, not a curated record
AUGAGGACUUCUCAGGCAACGUUCUCGGGUAUGCCUACGGGUAAGAAAUAUAUGGGAUGGUGGGGAGACAUGGGCGGUCCAACUCAAAAGGGUAUCAUUCAGUACUCGGUCUCUCCGUUCCAGCAGAACGCGAUGAAAGGUGCUCUUCACUCUUACCUCUUCUAUGGAUUCAAGAGGAUCAUGCAGCAGGCUCCUUACUUUGCUAUUCCUUUCGCUGCAGGAUACGGCCUUAUUGCUUGGGCAAAGAGUAAGAACGCUUAUUAUAACUCUAAGCAAGGUCAUUUGGAGCAUGGUCAUGAUGAGUAG